CUAGACAAUGAUGUGUCCAAGGAAAACAACAGCCAUCUUGCAGAUCUUAUAAACUCAGCUGCACUUAUCACGAAUUCACUUCUCUCGCUUUACAUAAGGCCACUUAUAAAAUUGUUUAGCUAGGAACAGCAUGGCAAGAAUAUCGUCACUUUUCUUUUUUAUCGUUCUAUGCCAUGGACAAGAUACUGAAGAAAAUGUCGAGAUCAGGACUAAUCUGACUACUGGGUUUAAUAAGGUGUAUCAUUACGCCCUCAACACGACUACAAUGUUAGCGCUGUCUACUUCGGAUGAACUACAACACUUCUGUUACUGACGCAUCCAUUUCCUGGAAUGUCACGGCACCCCCUGGUCACGUAAUCGUGAUAAAAGGAAAAGCUUUCUGGACACCAACAACUAACGGAACCUGCAAUAUGUACUCUAAGGUCUAUGAUGGUCCAAACACAUUGAGCUCAAGGUUAAACCAGGUGUGCUCGGGGCCAUAUAGGGAGCUCAGCUUGGGUCGAUACGUCUAUGUCGAGAACAAAAUCGGAAGUGUAUAUCCCGAUUUAUUCUACGUCUCCUUCACGUUUACAGCAGUCAGAGAAAAAGUCUGUACAUUAGAUCAAACCUUCAACUUAACCGCCAACUCAUCAUCAGUCCUCACAAGUCCAUACUUUGACAUGAAAAUAUAUCCAAGGAAUAUGAACUGUUCUUGGCGUGUAAAUGCACCAUCAGGUUACUUUGUUAAACUGGACAUCGAGAGCAUUGUAAACUGCCCUAACGACUCACUUAAGAUCUACGACGACGGAGAUGAAAUCAUGGAGCUUAGAUGUGUGUCGUACGACAAGAAGAUUACAGAGGGGGAGGUCGUGGUAAUCGUGUUCACGAGCGAUGAUAUCAUGGAACGAAGAAACUUUCGUGGAUUUACUAUAAGAUUUACAGCAAUAAAAAGAGCAACCGAAUGUCUCCCUAGCAACAGUAAGGAGCAGAACGAAAAUAUCGCCAUCUCGGACCCAGUCCCCGGCAUCAUCACCACACCCAGCAGUUACCCAUCACUCUUGUGCAAAUGGAAGAUGCGAGCUCCGCCAAAUCACGUGAUCAACAUCUAUGUCGACUGGUUGUCGGUAGCAGAAAAAUGCAACGUUCUAGAGCCUUUCUCGAUAUUUGACAGGAUGAAUUACACGGAAUAUCGAUUUCUGAAGUCCUUCUUAUGCGAUAUUGGGGGUAAAGACAAAACCUCAUUUGAUGCAGUCUCGAGCGGCUCCAUGGCUAUGAUUGAAUUCAGUGGAAAAAACGUUACAAGAUUGAGCCAGGGAUUCUUUGCAAACUACACCUUCGUACCCUUGGAUGUCACAAAAGUCGGCACAUGCGCAGCUAACUCGUCCUCCGGCGUCGUACACAUGCGCAGUCAAGCCGGCACCGUCCGUUACCCUGAAAACGCCCUUCCAUCAAACUCGACAUGUGCUUGGAAUAUCACUGUAGAACCUGGAUUUUAUGUCGAGGUGUUUGAUGUCAACCCCUUGAAGACAUGCUGGGCCGCCCCAGCAAAAACACCAGUAUUUUACGAUGGAACAGAUGGUGCUGUUUUAUUCGACUCAUGUAACAAAUUAAACCUUUUUGGCAAAUUCUACACGACUGGAAACUCCUUGUAUGUUAAUGUGUCUAGUCCACUGUCGUCUGUAGCCAAAUGGGAGUUUCGUUUCAGUUAUCGCGCGGUACAAAUGGUCCCGAAGACGUACGCAUGCCUUUACCCUGUGCAGUCCAUCAACGCGAGUGAAGGAAAAGUCGCUAGCCCGGGGUACCCUGGUGUGUAUCCAAACUACGCGCACUGUAGAUGGAGGUUUGUGCCGCGUUUUGCGAAGCUCAUGAGGCUACGGAUUGACUCUUUUGAUUUGCCGGACUCCCCUAACUGCACCGGGGAUAUGGUGGAGUUUAAUCGACAGCCGAGACUAUGCGGGGAUAUGAAACUGCCAAAAGUUAUUGAAGGUUAUCACAUUAAUACCAACUAUCUUGAGUUUAAGAGUGACAGAAGUGGGCAACGGAGAGGAUUUGAAGCAAGUUUUUAUUAUGUUGACGACCCAUCGUUUGGAAAUUGUACCAUGCAAGGAAAGGAGAACAUCAUACACCUGACUGGUGAUAGCGGGUCCUUCUUCUCGCCAGCAUAUCCAAGCAUUUUUCCUAAAAACAUGAAAUGCUCUUGGUUAAUUACGGUUCCAAAAGGCAAGAAAGUCAAGUUGAAAUUCUCCCUUCAGCUGUCUCCUCAGUGCAAUUCUUAUGUGGAGGUCAGAGACGGUGCCGAUUAUUCAACAGCAAAGCUUCUUGGUAAGUUUUGCGGGUAUAAAGAUCCUGCCGCGGUGUUCUCCGAAGGGAAUCAAGUCUGGGCGAAAUUCGUAUCCCACAAGACCGAAUACAGCGGUUACAACUUCCAUGCAAGCUACGAGACGGUCAAUUUCCUUCCCUUGAAGUCUGCAUGUCGAGUGUCGAGUGAAUACUCGCGAAAUACCCGGAAAGACUCGAGUUCUGGAGAAAUCUCGAGUUAUGAAUAUCCCAACAAAUACGAGAACCACGUAACGUGUAUUUGGUCCAUUAGCGGGUCAAACUGGUACCGCUACAAACUUACCUUUGAGUCGUUUGACCUUGAGCCUAGUGAUAAUUGCGUAGCUGAUUUCGUGGAAAUCCGCGAUGGCUACAGCUUCAAGGAAGUGUUGGGAAGAUUCUGUGGGAACAAGACUAUUCCAGAACCUGUCUACACGUCCGGAGAAUUCUUGUGGAUGAAGUUCAAGACAAAUAACAGCACCCGCUAUGGAGGCUUCAAGGCUAAAUAUACAUCUGAAUUGUCGACGCUGUCGAAGGUCUUGAUUAUCUUAGCGAGUUCUAUAGCAGGACUGUUCCUUAUUGGAAGUGUUAUAUUUGUCUUCAAAGAUGAUAUUAUCGAAAAAUGGAACAGCAGCCGUCAAAGGACUCAAGAAAUUCCAGAAGGCGCCUCGGUCGCGGGAUCAAACUUUGCACUCACGUCAAGGGAUAAAUAAACAGAAUUUAUUAAGUGGUUGAGGAUGUUAUAUGACUUCAGUUUUGGGAGGCACUCGAAAACAGCGGUUUUAACUCAGUUUAAUCCGCUUAAACUGUGUAUAUUUUUUUUUUUUUUAUGGCGGGCCCUUUGACUAUAACAAAUCUAUACCACUUCAGACCAAAAUGAAAUAUGUAAGCUACUCUGAAUAAAGGCCGUAGCUAGAGAA
This is a messenger RNA of Nematostella vectensis (starlet sea anemone), 3215 nucleotides long. RefSeq names its product cubilin. The record is from RefSeq and is a predicted model, not a curated record. The transcript has 13 exons. Lineage: Eukaryota; Metazoa; Cnidaria; Anthozoa; Actiniaria; Edwardsiidae. Bases 288 to 3008 code for a protein of 906 amino acids.